CUGGCUUCUCUGCCCCACAGGCACACACCUUUGUAUUACCUGUGCUACUACUCCUAGAGGGUUUUUUGAUCAACCCGUCGGAACUUGUUGGGGGAAAAAUAACUUAUGAGCUGCUGAAGUGACUGAAUCGUCGAAGAGGACUGUUUAUUUAUUCCUACACCUGUGACUACAAAGUGAAAGUAAAUGUACGACUUCGAUUGCGCAGCAUAGCUGUGAUUUUUCUACCUUUCUCCAAUGGGUCUGCCGUAUUUCCUGGCUUAUUUCAGCUUUACCUUCUUCCUUGUUGCUGGACAGACUCCAAAAUAUGUCCUGAAGGGGAAGGGGGACCACUUGAAGCCAGACAUUCCUGGACAGCCCAACUCGAUUCUCUGGAAACACAACGGCAACAAAAUAGUAGAGUUUGAUGGCAGUGAGGAACAGGUGUAUGACCCAUAUAGAAAUAGGAUCACUCUUAACUGGAUCACAGCAGAGCUUGAAAUCACCGACCUCAGAUAUGAAGACAGUGGAGACUAUGAACUGGAAGUAGACAUUAACAACAAAGUAUAUAGUUCAGAAUCUAAACUGGAGGUCAUAGACAAGGUUGCCACACCAACCAUAUCCUGUAAAUUAAACGAAGGCAGCAGCACCGAUGGUUCUGAAGUCAAAGCGACGCUGCUGUGCUCUGCAGAGCCCAGACAACCUGAGUCCUUGAUGAAGUUUGAGUGGAGAUCACAGGGAAAAUUACACCCAGGAAGCAAAUUACCAAUAUCUCUGGGAGAUACACAAAUUGAUGAAGACUAUAUCUGCACAGUGAGCAACCCUGUGAGCAGUGAGAAAGCUACAUUCAGAGCAAAGGACUGCUAUCACGAAAAUAAUUUCUCUGUAGCUCUGGGAGUCGGUCUCUUUCUUGCUGUAUUAUUAUUAGGUGCAUUGGUGGGCACCGUUCUGUUCUUCAAAUGGAAACAAAAAGCAUGUUUUGCAAAAGGACAGCAGGAUGAUGUCGAAAAUCAGUCACCAGCCAAAGAGCCCACUGGUGAAAACCGUCCUCUUCUGAGAAAAAAACCCAACAGAGCUGAAACACUUGCAAGUCAUCAGCCACUUGGCCAUUUGCCACAAAAUCAUGAAACAAGCCCUGAUAAGUUGACUGCUGGUCAAAAAGAAGCUGAUGUUGGUGGGGUGAUAUCAAAAGGGUCAGUCAAAAAGAUGGCAAGAGGUUUUGACAAUCUGGCAGCCAAAAAUGGACAGACUCCACCAGAGAAAAGCCAAGAUUCAGAAAGUACUAAAGGCGAACACAUUGAAGCUGAGCCAUCUCUCCAACAGAAUCAGUGUCUUCAUACUAGUGACAGUGAAGGUGAUCAAGAAGAAGACCAGGCCAAAGAAUCUACAGAAGCAGAGGUCCAACCUUCUGACCUCUCAGGGUCUGAAACCGAAAAUCAACUGAACCUAGCUGGUGGCAAAGAACAUGAGAACACAGCAUCUGAUCAAAUACCCAUGCCUGAACAGCCAGAAGCUGAUGUUAGUAGGAAGAAGGAAGGUCAUGGCAAGGAGGAACUCAAUAGCGAACAAGCUACACCAGAAAAAAGCCAAGAUUUGAAAGGUAAUGCUGGUGAGCAGGACACUGUAACUCCUCUUUCCUCUCCACCUGGCAAGACGACCUCCUCCAAGGAUCAAUCAAACACAGAGGAGGAAAACAGACCAAACCAAACUGACUUACCUGAGGAAAUACCUGAGCUUGAACAGCCUGAUGUGAUAUCUACUGCUCAACAACAAGAUCCAGAAAGUACUAAAGGUGGACACAAAGACGCUGAGUCAUCACACCAACAUAAUCAGAGUCGUCAUACUAGCGACAGUGAAGGUGAUCAAGAAGAGCAGGCCAAUAAUUCUACAGAAGCAAAGACACAACCUUCUGUCCUCUCAGGGUCUGAGCAAGGAAAUCCACAAAACCCAGCUGGUGGCACAGGUUCUGAGGACACAGCACCUGAUCAAAUACCCACUCCUGAACAGCCAGAAGCUGAUGUUAGUAGGAAGAAGGAAGGUCAUGGCAAGGAGGAACUCAAUAGCGAACAAGCUACACCAGAAAAAAGCCAAGAUUUGAAAGGUAAUGCUGGUGAGCAGGACACUGUAACUCCUCUUUCCUCUCCACCUGGCAAGACGACCUCCUCCAAGGAUCAAUCAAACACAGAGGAGGAAAACAGACCAAACCAAACUGACUUACCUGAGGAAAUACCUGAGCUUGCACAGCCUGAUGUGAUAUCUACUGCUCAACAACAAGAUCCAGAAAGUACUAAAGGUGGACACAAAGACGCUGAGUCAUCACACCAACAUAAUCAGAGUCGUCAUACUAGCGACAGUGAAGGUGAUCAAGAAGAGCAGGCCAAUAAUUCUACAGAAGCAAAGACACAACCUUCUGUCCUCUCAGGGUCUGAGCAAGGAAAUCCACAAAACCCAGCUGGUGGCACAGGUUCUGAGGACACAGCACCUGAUCAAAUACCCACUCCUGAACAGCCAGAAGCUGAUGUUAGUAGGAAGAGGGAAGGUCAUGGCAAGGAGGAACUCAAUAGCGAACAAGCUACACCAGAAAAAAGCCAAGAUUUGAAAGGUAAUGCUGGUGAGCAGGACACUGUAACUCCUCUUUCCUCUCCACCUGGCAAGACGACCUCUCCAACGAUCAAUCAAACACAGAGGAGGAAAACAGACCAAACCAAACUGACUUACCUGAGGAAAUACCUGAGCUUGCACAGCCUGAUGUGA
Molecule: messenger RNA, 2730 nt
Organism: Cheilinus undulatus (humphead wrasse)
Lineage: Eukaryota; Metazoa; Chordata; Actinopteri; Labriformes; Labridae
Product: serine/arginine repetitive matrix protein 2-like
Exons: 17
Coding region: 235-2730 (831 amino acids)
Source: RefSeq, a predicted model, not a curated record